GCUUUGAUCAAUUUUAGCAGAUGGCAAGCUUCAAUUAUCUAUCAGAAGAACUUAUUAUGGAGAUAUUGUCGUGGUUACCAGCAGACUCCUUGGUUCGAUUCAAGUGCCUUAGUAAAUCAUGGCAUUCACCUAUCGGACACGAUUGGUUUAUCACCAAACAACUUCACAACCAUGUUCGUUCUGCCUCCGACGACAACCUUUGCAUACUUCUCCGAUACCGCAUCUGCUCCGACCAACAUGAUCACGAGGAAGGUGAAAACGUUUUAUCAUUGCUUACAUACAAUGACAAGAUGAUGCUCUCUACUUCUAAAGGAGGUGAUUCUCCUUAUAUUGUCAAGCCUGUGACCUUUUCCUUAUACAAGGAUCACCAAUAUGCUGAAAGUUGGGGCAGUUGUGAUGGCAUUGUCUUCUUCUUCGACUCUUCCUAUAUGCGUGAUACCAUCGUUAUAGCUAACCCCGUAAUAGGAGAAUACAGAAUUCUUCCAGAGUCUUGCAUUUGUCUUCCUCUUUCUUCUCUAUAUCAUGAUGAUGAUGAUGAUGAUGGUGACUAUUUAGCGCGUGUCGUGGAUGCCGUGGGACUUGGCUAUGAUCUUAAAUCUAAUGAUUAUAAAAUUUUAAGAGUGUGGGAGAUAGAAAGUUAUAAUGAUUCACGCCUACGAUUUCCUCAAAGAGCUGAGAUCGAAAAUGAUUCAGUUAGUAGCGCCUUGGAGUUAUUUUCAAAUGAAAAGACUGCCAACAGAAAAAUCCUUGACAUGAAGCAACAAGAAGAAGAAGAAGAUGAUGAUGAUGAUGAUAGCAGUGAUGAAGAGGUUGAAAUUUCCUUAUUUUCUGCAGUUCAGCUUGCAAGCAGGCUCGAACAGCAAGACAACCAUUACCCAUGGAAGGGUGGAGAACUUCUCACUUUGGUUUGGUUGUUGAUGAAUCAUUUGGGUCUUGGAACUGAAUACUACAAGACAUUGAUUCGUUGGAUCCAAUCGUCUCAGAAAAGAGAAUCAGCUUCAGACGCGUCAGAGGAUGAUUAUGGAGCGUGACCCAACACGAUGGUUCGUGUAUUUUGGCUGUCAUCUUUCAAUUUAGUACUCUGGAAUAAAAUGGGUUCUUUAUUUCAAUGUAAGAAUUUGUUUGUAAAUUGAAAUACUUCAUUAAGUGAUUUGAUUAUUUAUGCGAUUAAAAGUUUUAAACUUUGGCUUGAAUAUACGAUAACUUUAGUA
Rubroshorea leprosula is the source of this 1211-nucleotide messenger RNA. Lineage: Eukaryota; Viridiplantae; Streptophyta; Magnoliopsida; Malvales; Dipterocarpaceae. The record is from the annotation of a GenBank genome assembly.